UUUUCAAGUCAAGUAUCUGCACUUAGUUUAACCCAGAGAGUCCUUUCAGGUAGAAAGUUCUGCAGUGGUUUCCAAACAUUCUCUUGUAAAGUCAAACAUGUUUUGUUCUAAUCCAAGUAUGAUGAGAAACCAGAACUUGGGGACCUGAUUGAGAUCUUCAGAGGCACCUAUCAGCACUGGGCCGUGUAUGUAGGCGAAGGCUUUGUAGUCCAUUUGUCACCACCCUCAGAGGUCGCGGGUGCGGGUGCCAACCGCUUUAUGUCCGUUGUAGCUGACAAGGCCAUGGUGAGUAAAGAUGAGCUGUGGUCAGUGGUGGGAGACAGCGAGUGGAACAUCAACAACUCCCUGGACAAGAAGUACGAACCCCGCCGGCCUGACGACAUUGUGAGGGAGGCCUGUGCGAUGGUGGGACACGUGCUGCCGUACUGCGUCUUCAGUCAGAACUGUGAGCACUUGGUUAAUGAGCUGCGCUACGGAAAGGCUGAGUCCCGGCAGGUGCGUAAGGCCGGACUCAUGGUCUUGUUGGGCGGUGUGGCGGCAGCGGUGCUUCUGGGAGGCGCCGCGUAUCUGUCCGGUGGCAGCAAAAAAGAAAACAAGAACAACCAGUGAUGGAAGUCGCCGGUCGCCGUUCAGCGACUUGAUGAGCGGAUCCCCGUCAAAGCCUAACUUUUACUCAUUAAGAACACUAUCAGAAAACGCGACCUCAUUUUCACCUGUUUAUUAGACGGUGUAAUCUGCAUCUUGCCUCUUUACCUGCAUGUGACCCUCAAGCCUUCUUUGGUUUGAUCGACAGUACGGCAGCAGUAACCAUGUACAGUAUAAACUGCAAUCAAUAAAUAUAAUAACGCAAAACGUCAAAAAAUAGAUAUAGGUGAAGAACGAAAAAAUAUUUUGAAUUCAAAAAGUUAAAGAUCUGAGUCAAAACUAUAUUCAACCUAAAAA
This is a messenger RNA of Gasterosteus aculeatus aculeatus (three-spined stickleback), 942 nucleotides long. The record is from RefSeq and is a predicted model, not a curated record. Lineage: Eukaryota; Metazoa; Chordata; Actinopteri; Perciformes; Gasterosteidae.